This is a messenger RNA of Cetraspora pellucida, 301 nucleotides long. Lineage: Eukaryota; Fungi; Glomeromycota; Glomeromycetes; Diversisporales; Gigasporaceae. The record is from the annotation of a GenBank genome assembly.
GAUUGGCUACAUAACGUAUUGCAUUCAAGAUGAACUAGUCCCAAUUUAUAAAAAUGACACAUCUACAUGUUUAGACAUAAUGAGUAAAGCAAAUAGUUCUCUUGCAUCAUGUUAUAUUACAAAUGGCCUUUGUAAUAUCUCUCAAGAUUGGAAAAUUUUAUUUGAAGUUAUUGAUGUUAAAGAAUUAUUUGGAAGUUAUCAAGUUUUUAAGCAAGUAUUAGAAGCGGCUGAUAAAGUCUUUAAAUGUUCGCAGUUAGUUACAUGGCUUGAUGAAAAUAAAAGUGAUAUUAAUGCUGACUAA